This is a messenger RNA of Asparagus officinalis (garden asparagus), 1522 nucleotides long. RefSeq lists its product as uncharacterized. The record is from RefSeq and is a predicted model, not a curated record. Lineage: Eukaryota; Viridiplantae; Streptophyta; Magnoliopsida; Asparagales; Asparagaceae. The transcript has 8 exons. Bases 96 to 1148 code for a protein of 350 amino acids.
UUUGAAUCAACGAUACGGCCCAUUAAGGCCCAUCUCAUUUAGUAAAGGGCCAAGGCGGUUGCUCACUCUCUACAACCCAACCUUAGCCCAUUUCCAUGUCUCGCCUGAACUACAUCGCCUCCGCCGCCUUCCGCCGCCGCCCUCAAGCCCGAAACUUUCGCUCUGAAUCCGCACUCGACGCUCUCCAAUCCUUCAUCGACGACGACGACGACAAUCCCAAUAAAACCCUUGUCCUCUAUAAUUACCCCUCAUUCUCCGGCGCAUACGCCGCCCUCUUCGCCCACCGCCGCCUCCCCUCCGCCCUCAUCCUCCCCUUCUCCUCCGUAGAACCCCUCAGGAUAGAGGAUUUUGAGUUUGGGGGCGGCUUGAAGAAUUGCUAUCUUCUCGACUUCAUUGGGCCGAAGAAUUUCGCUCUUGAGCUCUCCCAAAUCAUCCCGAGGGUGAUUGCUUUCGAUCAUCGUGAGUCUUCAGCAAUGAGAAUUAAGCAGCUCAGAAUGAUUCCAGGGAAUCUUGAGUUGCAUGUUGAUACGAGCAUUUGCAGUGUACGUGCUGUUCACGAUUAUUUCUCAAAAGGGGGUGUGGAAUUAUUUGAUGAUGAAGAUGGAUGUCAGGUUUCAAAUGUUUUGAGGUACAUUGAGGAUUUGGAUCUUCGAAGGUUUGAGCUUUGUGAUAUUGAAGCGUUUAAGAUUGGGAUCAGAGAAGAGAUGGGGAGGUUGAAUUGUGUUACUAAUCCUUCUGUAUUUGAGCAGCUUAUGAAAUUAGAUUGUGAUGAGUUGAUUGCGAAGGGAAAAUCCUAUGUGAAUUCGCGUCAAGAUGCUGCAAAUGAAUUGUUAGGGAAAACUUUCAGGAUUCGGCUUGGAAGAGGAACUUAUGGCGAGUGCUUGGCGACACGGGCUGAUGGUAAUUCAAAUCUGAGCCAUGAAAUGUGUCUGGAACUUAGUAGGAGAAGUGAAGCUGCUGGUUUAAGACCUAUAGGAGCAGCUAUAUUUAUGCAACGGAAUAAGAAUCUGAAGAUGCGCUUGAGGAGUAUUAACGGUGCAGCAGAUACUUCAGAAAUUGCCAGGGCAUAUGGAGGAGGUGGCAAGCCUAGCUCAAGCUCCUUCAUAAUUCGAAUGGACGAGUACAACCAUUGGACUGCAGCAAACUGAUUCAAUUCCAUUUAGGCAAAUUCUCACUGUUGAUGCAAGUCAGGAGGCCAUAGGCUUGCUGUUAGCCUUUGGCAAAAUGCAAAGGAAACUUAAUAGCGCAGACAUAUUAAUCCCAACAUCCACUGUGAUCCGAGUUCAGAAAGAGCUCGAGGAAACCUCGGUCUGCGAUGUAAAGAAACAAAAUUAGUUCAUGAGAUGUUAUUUUUGAUUUUAAUUUCACGCCAUAACUCGUGUGACUACUGAUGAUUGCAAUUGUUAUCAGGACAAAUAAAGAGAGAAAAUUCUCUGUAAUGUUGCUAUCGUCAACAAGAAUCUGAUUCAGGGUUAACUAAUAUGAUACAGCAUAUAAAGCUGUUAGAACUAAGGAUGGUAAA